Molecule: messenger RNA, 1989 nt
Organism: Dunckerocampus dactyliophorus (ringed pipefish)
Lineage: Eukaryota; Metazoa; Chordata; Actinopteri; Syngnathiformes; Syngnathidae
Gene: pabpc1b
Product: poly A binding protein, cytoplasmic 1 b
Exons: 14
Coding region: 1-1830 (609 amino acids)
Cellular component (GO): cytoplasmic stress granule; nucleus; ribonucleoprotein complex
Molecular function (GO): poly(A) binding; mRNA 3'-UTR binding; poly(U) RNA binding
Source: RefSeq, a predicted model, not a curated record
AUGGCCGCGCUGUACGUGGGCGACCUGCACCAGGAUGUGACCGAGGCCAUGCUCUAUGAGAGGCUGAGCCACAUCGGGGUCAUCCUGUCCAUCCGAGUGUGUCGGGACAUGGUGACCGGCCGCUCCCUGGGCUACGCCUGUGUCACCUUCCAGCAGCUUGCGGACGCUGAGCAUGCACUGGACACCAUGAACUUUGACCUGAUUAUGGGGAAGCCCAUGCGCAUCAUGUGGUGGCAGCGGGACCCUUCGCUGAGGAAGAGCGGCGUGGGCAACAUCUUCAUCAAGAACCUGGACAAGUCCAUCAACAACAACAUCCUAUACGACAUUUUCUCAUUUUUUGGCAACAUCCUGUCCGGCAAGGUGGCAUGUGACGAGAACGGCUCCAAGGGCUACGGUUUUGUGCAUUAUGAGACUCAGGAGGCAGCUGAGAGAGCCAUUGUGGAAAUGAACGGCAAACUGCUCAAGGACCGGAAAGUAUUCGUGGGCCGCUUCAAAUCCCGCAGAGAGCGCAAGGCCGAGCUGGCCAGCCGAGCCAAGGAGUUUACAAACGUUUACAUUAAAAACUUUGGCGAAGACAUCGAUGACAGGAAGCUGAGGGGGAUCUUCAGUAGAUAUGGAAACAUCACCAGCAUCCGCGUCAUGAGGGACGAGAACGGACUGUGUCGCGGGUUCGGGUUUGUCAGCUUCGAGAGGCAUGAGGACGCGCAGAGGGUGGUGGAUGAGAUGAACGGGAAGGAGCUGCACGGCAGGACAAUCUACGUCAGCCGCGCCCAGAAGAAGGUGGAGCGCCAGGCUGAGCUGAAGAGGAAGUUUGAACAAAUUAAACAAGAUCGCAUCUCCCGCUACCAGGGUGUCAACUUAUACGUGAAGAACCUCGACGAUUGCAUCGACGACGAGCGCCUGCGGAAAGAGUUUGCACCCUUUGGUAUCAUAACCAGCGCCAAGGUGAUGACGGACGGCGGGCGCAGCAAAGGCUUUGGCUUUGUCUGCUUCUCCUCCCCGGAGGAGGCCAACAAGGCGGUGGUGGAAAUGUACGGCCGCAUCGUGGCCACCAAGCCUCUCUACGUGGCGCUGGCCCAGCGGAAGGAGGAGCGCCAGGCGUACCUGUACAACCAGUACAUGCGGCACAUAACCAGCAUGCAGGCCGUGCCCAGCCAGGUCAUCAACCCCUACCAGGCAGCGGUGCCCCCUGGCUUCUUCCUAGCACCGUUACCGCAGGCGCAGAGCCGUGCCGCUUACUUCCCGGCCACCGCCCAGAUGGCCCAGCUUUGCCCGAGCCCACGCUGGACCACCGCAGACUACCAGAGCCUGCCUGGUGCCAUACGCCCCGCCGCUCCAAGCCCCCCCGCCUUCAGCAGCCUGCGUUCUCACACCCAUGUGCCCCGUAUCAUGGCUCGCCAGCGUGCUGCACCCCAGACUCCCAGCCCGAGGUCCGCCACCCCUUUGUAUGGUCUUCCUCAUUACAGGUACUCCACAGCAGUCCGCAGUCCUCAGGAUCGCAUGCAACAUGUUCAACCACAAGCGGUGGCGGCUGCGCCUGUGCAGCAGCCUGCCGUUCACACUCAGGCACAGAAGCCUCUGACGGCGUCCGUGCUAGCUGCGGCACCUCCACUGGAGCAGAAGCAGAUGCUGGGUGAGUGUUUGUUCCCGCUCAUACAGAACAUGCGUCAGGACCUGGCGGGGAAGAUCACCGGCAUGCUGCUGGAGAUGGACAACUCCGAGCUGCUCCACAUGCUGGAGUCCCCCGAGUCUCUGCGCUCAAAGGUGGACGAGGCCGUGGCGGUGCUCGAGGCCCAUCAGGCCAAGGAGUCUACCCAGAAGACUUACUGACGGACCCAAGGGUGUGACGGGCUCCUCGGGUUGUAAACUGCACUGACGGAGAGAAGAAUCAGAUCAUAACACAAGUAAACGCACCAUAAAACAUAGAAUACAAUCAAAAUGACCAUAAAGUAUCAAACAAUACAUGUGAAAUGACCAUAAAAUAUGAAA